CCCGCCCUCAAGACUAAGUGGUAUGAAUCUUGGCGCUCGUAGCCAUAGCCGCCACCAAUCUACGGGUUUGAAUCUUGGUACUAGUUUGUGGCCUUCCUCCACACUGUCGACCUCAACUAUAGUUGCCAGGAGCCAUAUAAGGAGUUGAAGCAAGAGUUUGGUUCUAGAAUGAGUUUACCUCCAAUUUCUCGCAAUACUCGUAAGAUAAGCUCCUCAAUGAGAACACAUGGAAGGAAAGUUGACGCCAUUGCGGUUCAUACAGAAGUUGGAAUUAACACCCGUGGCCGAAUGUCGAACUUAAAUGCUACGACUUCACUGGAACCAAAUCAAACUGCCAUUCGAAGAGGAGCUAUUAUUGAACCUGCUAAAUGCCGAUUGAUGAGUUUGGAUGAAAAGCGAGAACUUGUUCUUGAGUUAUCGAAGAGGCCACAAAGUGCUCCUGAGAAACUACAGUCAUGGAGUCGCCGUGAUAUUCUAGAGAUUCUUUGUGCCGAUCUAGGAAGGGAAAGGAAAUAUACUGGAUUAUCUAAGCAGAGAAUGCUGGAUUAUCUCUUCAGGGCGGUAACUACUGGCAAAUCAUCUGGCCCUGUGGUGCAUGUGCAAGAAAAGGAGCCAACUCUCGACCCCAACGCAAGUAACCAUCAGUACCCUGCGAAACAUCAAAGGAAGAGUGACAAUUCGUCAGUCAACAAUCCGCUAACCGCUGUUGUACUCGUGCCAAUAAAUAAUGUGCGGUCCUGCCGGAAUAUGGCAUGCAGAGCAAUUCUUAACAUGGGAGAUAAAUUUUGCAGACGCUGUUCAUGCUGCAUAUGUUUCCAGUACGAUGACAACAAGGACCCUACCAUAUGGUUGUUCUGUCGUUCAGAAUAUCCCAUGCAAAAAGAUUCUUGCGGGUUAUCAUGCCAUCUUGAGUGUGCUCUCAAGGAUGGAAGAACCGGAAUUCUGCCGAGUGGGCAGUGCAAGAAACUUGAUGGUGCUUAUUACUGCCCUCACUGUCGGAAGCAGCAUGAUUUGCUCCGGUCCUGGAAACCACAACUAGUGUUAGCUAAAGAGGCUCGGCGGCUCGAUACAUUGUGUUGCCGGAUUUUUCUGAGUCAUAGGAUCCUCUUCUCCACGGAGAAGUAUUCGGUCUUGCAUAAAUUUGUUGACACAGCGAAGCAGAAACUGGAGGCUGAAUUUGGAUCUGUACGCGGGUAUGGACAUAUGGGUCGUGGAAGUGUCAGUCAGCUUACUUGUGGUGCUAAAGUCCAGGAACUUUGUGCUCAAGCACUUGAUGUCAUGGAGUCUAAGUUCUCUGUUGAAUCUCGUACUAACUCACAAUUUGAACGAUCCAAUAUGAUGCCAUCAAGCUUCGUAAAGUUUGAACCUAUAACGCCUACAUCUAUCACUAUAGUUUUUGAUUUCGGUCGAUGUCCUUUGCUCGCCCAAGGGGUAACUGGCUUUAAACUAUGGCACCAGGUGGAUGGUCCAGGAUUUUACUCGGCAAAUCCAACUGGCAUCAUACAUGCAACGUCAAAAACAUUUGUUGUCACUGAACUCAAGCCAGCUACAUGCUAUAUGUUUAAGAUAACUGCAUUCAGCAACUCCAGUGAGUUUAGGCCAUGGGAAUUCAGGGCAAGUACAAGCUCUCCGAAAGAAAGUGAUCUUAAGGGUUCGGUUCCAGGUGCUACUGGAGUAGUAGACCAAAAUAACAGGAGCCUAAAGACAAAUAGUGGUGGUCAAUCUGAUCGUUCUUCAGAGGGUGUGGACUCAAACAAUAAUGGAACGGUGUGUACUGAUCUUAACAGGUCAACGGAAAGUGACUUUGAGUACUGUGAAAAUCCCGAGAUCCUUGAUUCAAACAAAGCGCCUCAUCACCCCAAAACUUGCAAAACAUGCAGAUAGUUGCAGCUAGGGUACCAGAAUCCUUGAGCUGAAAAGGGGUUACAGGAAAUCUGGGCGGUAAUGAUGUGUGGCGGUCCUCCUCCUCCUCCUCCAGGAUCAUCGUGAUGUGUCGACCCUCCUCCUCCUAUAUCUGUAUCUUCUGUUUUGUGUGCAUUCGGAUGAACUAUGUUGUGAAAUUUGUGAACUUGUUGUCAACUUUGUGAACUUAUGAGUUUAGUUCGUAUGUGAUGUGACAUGAUGUGACUUUGAGGUAUACAGAUGUCAACCUAUAUAUA
Molecule: messenger RNA, 2159 nt
Organism: Triticum aestivum (bread wheat)
Lineage: Eukaryota; Viridiplantae; Streptophyta; Magnoliopsida; Poales; Poaceae
Product: VIN3-like protein 2
Exons: 7
Coding region: 169-1884 (571 amino acids)
Biological process (GO): epigenetic regulation of gene expression; vernalization response
Molecular function (GO): protein binding
Source: RefSeq, a predicted model, not a curated record